Molecule: messenger RNA, 261 nt
Organism: Heterotrigona itama
Lineage: Eukaryota; Metazoa; Arthropoda; Insecta; Hymenoptera; Apidae
Source: the annotation of a GenBank genome assembly
AUGAAUAAGAAAGAUCGUAAAGUAGAGCCUGGUGAUGGUUUACGCUCUUUAAAAAGUACAAUGUUAUUUCGUGCAGUUAAUUAUGAAUUAUAUAUUAGACCGAAUAAAAUGGUAAUGAUGUUUGGAGCUAUCGCAAUAUUCAGUUGCGUAGGAUAUAUUAUUUAUAUGCGAUAUAAUUCUAAUAACGCGAAAUAUUAUUCUGCGAUUACAUCUGAUGGGUCAGUUGAGUUUAAAAAGAAAACAUCAAAAUGGACAGUGUAG